ACACACACACACACACACACACACACACACACACACACACACACACACACACACACGCGGAGUUUACAGCAGACAAAGUCAGGAUGUGACAUCAUGCACAGGAAGAGAAGCCAAACAACUUUUUUCUCCUUUUGCCGUGCUGUCUGUGCGGCUCAGUGGAGCCCGAGCGUCUUGUUGGUUAUCAGCAGAAAGGGAGUCUUGAGGAGCUGGAGCUGGAGCUGGAGCUGUCCUCCACAGAGUUGAAAAGUUGAGGCGGCUGGUCGCCCGGUUCUUCCCCAAACGUCCCACAACUUUCCACUACAUUCCAGACGCUCCGCUGCAGGACUUCAGCCGGAUGCAUCAAACAAACUCAAGACAAGAACUCCCUGCAGUCUUUCCGUGACAGAUCCCUGACCCCUCGGUGACCUGAUUUUUGGAGCUGGAAACAGCCUUGUUUGCUCUCAGUAGAAGGUUCCCACGUUAUCUUUGUCCAGCCCAACUAUCAUUCUGGAGAGCGUAUUCUCCCCUUAUCACAGGGGAAACGACUGAGUCAAUGGCGCUGUGUCUUGGACAAGUGUUCAGUAAAGACAAAACAUUCAGGCCAAGGAAGCGGUUUGAGCCUGGUACACAGCGCUUCGAACUCUACAAAAAGGCUCAGGCCUCACUCAAGUCUGGCUUGGACCUCAGGAAAGUGGUUCAGCUGCCGGAGGGAGAAAACCUCAACGACUGGAUUGCCGUUCACGUGGUGGAUUUCUUCAACAGGAUCAACCUGAUCUAUGGCACAGUGAGCGAGUACUGCACAGAGCGCACAUGUCCCAUCAUGUCUGGAGGACUGAGGUACGAGUACAGAUGGCAGGACGGCGACGACUACAAGAGACCGACCAAGCUGCCUGCGCUCAAGUACAUGAACCUGCUGAUGGACUGGAUAGAGUCGCUAAUCAAUAACGAGGACAUCUUUCCCACCAGAGUAGGCGUGCCUUUCCCCAAGAACUUCCAGCAGGUGUGCAAGAAGAUCCUGAGCCGCCUCUUCAGGGUGUUUGUCCAUGUUUACAUCCAUCACUUUGACAGCAUCUGCAGUAUGGGGGCAGAGGCCCACAUCAAUACCUGCUACAAGCACUACUACUACUUCAUCUCAGAGUUCAGCCUCAUUGAUCACUCCGAGCUGGAGCCCCUGAAAGCGAUGACAGAGAAGAUUUGCAAUUAAAUGAACCCACAUGGACAAAGGAGUUUACAUUACGACAAUAUCUGAGCCCCGUGAGAAGACUUCAACAAAGAAACAUUCAAGACAAGCAACAGUUUCAAGGACAUUUGCAUGAGUGCGUUUUUGAACAAACUGACACCCACCAUCAAAUGAUAAUGUUAUACUUUCACACAAGUUUUUUUUAUUUACGUACUGACAAUAUGAUGCUGUGAUGCCAUUAUUGAUGUUUUUGUGUUGAUUUUUGAUACUUCCAAAAUUUGUACUUAUUUACUUUCUGUCUCGUUUUUCUUACCUAGUACAUUUUCUUCAUCUCUUUAAAUGUUUUGAUAUAUAUGAUCUUUGGUGUAUCAUGGUGACUGGGGGGGGUUAUGCAAUGUUUUUUAAUGGUUCAAAGAUUAAACAUGUUCUCAAGGCAGAGAAAUCUGGGUUGUAUAUCAAAAAUCAGUAAACCAGGUAUAUAAAUUUAAAUCCAAAAGAUUAAAAAAUUUAAGACAAACUAAUGUAUUUUAAAACACUCUGAAAUGCAAUAAAACAAAUC
Salarias fasciatus (jewelled blenny) is the source of this 1718-nucleotide messenger RNA. It is a transcript of the gene mob3c, whose product is annotated as MOB kinase activator 3C. The record is from RefSeq and is a predicted model, not a curated record. The coding region runs from base 533 to 1183 and encodes 216 amino acids. The transcript is spliced from 4 exons. Lineage: Eukaryota; Metazoa; Chordata; Actinopteri; Blenniiformes; Blenniidae.